CGUGACCUCUGUCUCGUCUGACUAGCGCUGCAACUACAUUUCCGCGUCGUACAAAUAAAAUACUUGGAUUUACUGACGCAUUCUCUCCCGCACUUUGAUCUGUAGUCAGCAGAUAAUCGGUAAUCAAUCGUUACUACUCAAGUCAGGAUGAUGAAGAUGAAACUUACAUUCGAUCGUCGUCUCUUGAUGUAUCAUACUCGCUUCUGUGCACCGUUUGUAGCUGGUUUGCUAAUCUUCCGGCCUGAAUGUGGAUUAUGGCACUACGUUUUGGCGAGGAAAGCAACAACGUAUUCUAAUUCUACUGCUGGUGUUGUGGGAGAAGCCGACCUUGUAUCACCGGCAAAUGAACCUGACCUGGACAUAAUCGGUGACGCUCAGGGACGCUACAACGUAAGCCGAGUCCGCCUUCCGGGGGAAGAAGAAAGCGAGCCGCGUUUUACUCCAGCCUUGCCAGAACACGACAAGAGCAGAGACACACAGGCCUAUAAUUUUUCGCUGUCUUUUUGCUCCUCGAAAAAUUAUGACGUCUAUCCCCCGCCACCUUACCCGGCAUUUCUAACGGAGAGCGAGCGAGAGCAUGUGCUUGGGAUUGUCGUCCGGUCGGACGACGGAAGGAAGACGCAAAACAAAACCGUGUUACCAUGCGAGGAAGCUGCGGGAGGAUCAGGAUCAGCACAGGAUAGGAAGAAGCUACACAAAAAAUUCGAAGUCGUUGGGGAACAAGUUCAUGAUUCCGAGAAGAUUGCCAGUGCUGAGCGAAAUCGUAAUGACUCUGGACGAAAUCGUCGAGAACUGCAGCAAGACCACCAGAUUCAGAACCGCGCUGGCAGUUGUCGUACCACGUUCGAUGGUGGUAAAAAAACACUACAAAGCGGAGAGCAUGCACCUCCUUCCGAUCGUGAUGAAGCGCCGAAAAUUACGACUCGGCCCACGAGUUUGAUGUCAGCGGAGGAAGUGAACGAGGCCACGUCCUCGUCAACCUCAACGAGCACGUCAUCGGUAGAAGAUGAUAAUCUUGGUGCAGAGGCAGAAGCAAAAGAGGUGGGUGCGGGGAUUCACGAACGAAGGAGCGUCAGGAGUGACCAGAGGAAGGCAAUCAUGGGACCUGCGAAGCACCGCUCGGGUGCGGAGACGGAAAACAAAAAGCAUCUGUCUCAUCUUCCAAGCGAGGCACGUGCUGCUACUACGAGUCGAAAGAGCAGGAACACGCAUCAGCACGCACGGUCCUGUUCGACCCCAACGUGCUCCUUCUCAACACACUGGCGGUUCCACAAGGAAAUGAGCCGCUCGUUUUCCGCGAGUGCGUCUAGUAAAAACGGUUGUCAUGCUCAUGGUUCGGCGGCGGGGUCACGUUUUAUUUCCGCGAGCUUGCAUAACCACGAACGGAAAGAGGUGCAAGAUUCUGAUGGACAGGACGAUCGUGAAGAUGUUUCUGCAUCCACCAAUUCUAUGAAGAUCUACGAGGAAGCAGAAGCGCAUGAUGCGCAGGAAGGCACGUUCACGGUAGAUGACGAAGGUCGUAACAGUCAUGAGGACGAAGCGGAGCAGUUUCUUCCUCCACCCAUUUCCAGGGCAGUUGCGGUCGUGAAUAUGAAUCCAGUUGUCUCUCCAACAGAAGAAUCGUCAACGCGUUUGCUCUUUGGUUCCGACGAAGACGAAGAAAGCGGGUCGCUACUAGGGGGCGCGCCAGAAACAAGAAUUACAAGUACUUCUAUUCAUUGCUGCACGUCGUCCCCUCGACCGCACCGGACGCCCCGGAAUCCCUGGCUCUGCGGGCAGAGUGCUGCGGCUUCGUCGAAGCAGGGUGGACGGACUUCCCGAGGUUUUCUUUCUUCCGCACGACAAGGGACUGGCUCGCAGCGGGAGUAUCGGCCACUGACCACAGGAGAAAAACUGAUGCAGAGGCAUUUACUUCCGAGCUCUGACGGUGAAGAUGCAGGAGACGAAAAUUCUUUGGCAGUUGCUGGUGGUUCCGGUUCAUCUCAUGCUUCUCAUCAGGAAGAACCCCAACAAGCUCUGCCUGUGCCAGCACCGCGUCACUUCUGCGCGGGGACAGUUACUCUUUUCCAGAGUUUCAUGGAGAGACAACUGAUCCAGAACAAACAGCAGCGGAAACAAAUUCGUUGUGUUUCCCCUCUCAGUUGUCGCGCAGAUCUAAAGUUGGGGCCGCCUUUGUAGCCCUGGCAGCAGCAGCUCUCUGGGGAGCGGGCAUGGUUGGGCUGAACACGAAUCCGCUUUGCAGCUAUGUUUACACGGCGCGCUUUUGUAACGAACACCGAGACCAUUUAUUUCAUCCUGAUGCUGGCGCUGAUGGUGCGCAGGGGGAGAGCGAAGAAAAAGUAAGGAGCACAGCGAGCACCAGGGUCAGCUCUGGCAGUAGUCGGGGUCAUUUUGCGGCCCAGGCACAGCGCCGGAAGCUUCUUCGCCGAGGUUCUUCGGGAGGGGAGACCCACCAAAACUUUUACAACUAGUAGAUUUUUCAAAUUCCCGCGGCUACGCACCGGCACCGCGGGAAGGAAAGGAAAAUUUCUAUAGUGUGGAAAACCUUUGCGGUUCAGAGCCAACACCACGAGUCGACGCUUGUCCCCUAUAUGUCGGCCACUGACAACUGCAGCUGAGAAUACAACCACCUGAAAAAUUCAAACGUUUCGCAUUCGAUGACUGUUUCACCCUUUUUAGGCUCUGUAGUCUCAGCGACUCUGAGCGUGCGUGCUCCCUGUAUACAGAUCGACUACCUUCUCACAUUUAUUUUCUGCCAAUCAAGCAAAUCUGAAUCUGUUUUUAGUUUUUGUGCGUGGUUGCCACUGUCUUUCAU
Messenger RNA from Amoebophrya sp. A120, 2815 nucleotides. The record is from the annotation of a GenBank genome assembly. Lineage: Eukaryota; Dinophyceae; Syndiniales; Amoebophryaceae.